AUGGCCAUCGGCGUUCGCAUCGCUUUACGCAAGCUGGCCGAGAACUGUGGAUUCAGCGACAAGCAGCCCCCGCUGGACAUAAUGCUCAGGGACCGGUUAGUCUUUGGGAUUUCCGACAGCAUAGUGCAGCAGCGCCUGUUGGCCGAGAAGAACCUAACCUUUGAGACAGCCUAUGAUUUAGCAGUCACAGCCGAAUCUGCUGCAAAACAUCAAAAAGCUAUGGGAAGUCAGCGUCAGGAAAGUCGGGAUGUUACAGCCAAGGAGGGCAGCAUUCCUUUCGCUCUUAAGGAUGACGUCAUCACCGAGCUGGAUAAACUGGAGCGUCAGGGUGUUUUGAAACCAACCCAGUAUGCGGAAUGGGCCACUCCUGUGGCGAUUGCGUACCAGCAACUGGCGGUGGAUGAUUCGUCAGCAGAUGUGCUCACUAUCAACACAGUAAAGGGCCUGUACAAAGUGCGAGGCUUGCCGUUCGGUUUACCGCAUGUGGCGGCCUACCUUGACGGCAUUCUGGUGGCAAGCAAAACUUCUGAGGGACAUCACGAGGUCCUGAAUGAGGUUUUCAACCGAAUCCUGAAGAACCAACUUUGUGUUCAAUGUGCCAAGUGCCAGUUUUUCAAAGAGAGCCUGGAAUACUUGGGACACCGGAUAGAUGGAAGGGGCACCUACCCGUAG
Molecule: messenger RNA, 672 nt
Organism: Rhipicephalus microplus (southern cattle tick)
Lineage: Eukaryota; Metazoa; Arthropoda; Arachnida; Ixodida; Ixodidae
Source: RefSeq, a predicted model, not a curated record